Astyanax mexicanus (Mexican tetra) is the source of this 1432-nucleotide messenger RNA. It is a transcript of the gene tigarb, whose product is annotated as TP53 induced glycolysis regulatory phosphatase b. The record is from RefSeq and is a predicted model, not a curated record. Gene Ontology annotation, biological process: negative regulation of programmed cell death; positive regulation of DNA repair; negative regulation of glycolytic process. The coding region runs from base 109 to 1002 and encodes 297 amino acids. Gene Ontology annotation, cellular component: cytosol. Gene Ontology annotation, molecular function: fructose-2,6-bisphosphate 2-phosphatase activity. Lineage: Eukaryota; Metazoa; Chordata; Actinopteri; Characiformes; Acestrorhamphidae. The transcript has 5 exons.
ACGUCAACGAGCUGCGGCACUCAGCCACAUGAACCAGGAAGAGCCGGCAGCCCGUCCACUCUCCUCCUCCGCUCUGUUACCACUGUUACUAUCACCAUAACUAUCACCAUGCUCAGCUUCAGCCUCACACUGCUCCGACAUGGUGAAACACAGUACAACAAAGACAAGCUCCUGCAAGGUAUGCGCAGUGUGAGUAUAAACAGUGAGAAAUACUCUCUAUGUUUGCUGCAGGAAUGUGGGCAAUGUUUUGUCUUUGUUUGUGUGUCUUUUAAUGUAGGUCAAGGUAUUGACACUCCUUUGUCAGAAGUUGGAAAGCGACAGGCAGAAGCAGCAGGACACUACCUCCAAGACCUUCGCUUCACCAAUGUUUUUGCUAGCAAUCUCCAGAGAGCCAUACAGACUGCUGAGAUAAUUCUAAGAAACAAUGUCCAAUCUUCUAAUGUGGAGAUAGUGCUGGAUCCUUUGCUCAGAGAAAGGGGGUUUGGGGUUGCUGAGGGCCGGCCCAAAGAAGACCUGAAGAACAUGGCCAAUGCAGCAGGCCAAGCCUGCCGAGAUUUUACACCACCAGGAGGAGAAACCCUCAAGGAGGUAAAGACACGUUUCCAGAAGUUCCUCAAGUCUAUGUUCCAGCGCAUGAUUGACGACCACUGUCAGGCUGGUCAGCUUGCAUGCCCCUCUACUUGUCCAGCACCCUCAGUAUCACCACAGCCCAUGGUUGCAGGAUUUGCCGAUGACGGAGUCGCUGACCUGCCUAUUCAUGCUCUGGUCGUGAGCCAUGGUGCCUAUAUCAGAGUUGCAGUACGCCACUUGGUAGAUGAAUUGCACUGUAGCCUGCCUGCCGGUCUGAAGAUGAACCAUAUCUACUCAGCCUGCCCCAACACAGGCAUCUGCAGGUUCAUCAUCACUCUAGAUAUAGGCGAGAAUGGCCCACAGCCCUCUGUAGUUCACUGUGUCUUUAUCAACAGGAGGGACCAUCUUGCCACCCUCAAAGACUCAGAUUAGAGGCUUAAUGUGGGGUUAAAGUUAAAGUGUUCAAAUUCUUUUGGUGCAGACUUAAAGUGCAAUGUUUUCCUGUUCACUACAGUUAAUAUCCUUAAAAUUAUGGACAUGGAAGGGAAUCAAGUUUCUUUGCAUGAAAUCUGUGUUGCAUUGUAUUGUUUAUUUAAGAUCCUGAGAUUGCUGUGAUCCAAACUGUCUACAAAUCAUUUUAUAUUUGCAGUGAGGAGAGUGAAAUGAGAAAAUACUUGUGUGACACUACCUCAAUUCUAUAACUUUAAACAAAUACCACUGUUUUUCUUAGACUGACACAAUGAACAUUAUUAUCUUAUAUCGUAUUAUCAUGUUCAAUUAGAAAUAAAAGGUGAUGAAUCCCUUAAUAUAAAUGAGGAGUUAACAUUUUAAGAAAUGAAUAAAAGAGUCAUCUAUAUUCACA